UGUCGUUAGUUACCAGCUCUUGGCUGCAUUCUCUUUGACCUCAAACCUCAAACCUUGUGGAAGUCUAGGAAGUUGGAUCCACUUCGUUGCUUCAUCGUCCUUGAUCUCCAGCAUUCACCAUGACAUUACCACUCCCAUCUACCAUGAAGGCGGCCGUUCGAUCAGGGUGGACAGGCUUUACAUUGAGCUUUGAUGACGAGUUUCCGACUCCUGCAUUGUGCGGUCAACCCGAUAAAGUUCUGUUGAAGGUUCAUGCGGCUGCCUUGAAUCCAGUGGAUUACAAAUUGCCCAAACUGGUUCUGGGGAGUGUUUUUGGAUCGGACCUCUGUGGGACGAUUGUGGAAUUACCUCCCAGUUAUAGUGGAGACUUGAAAGUGGGGGAUGUGGUAGUUGGCACGGGUGCGGGUUCUUUGGCCGAGUAUACCAUUGCGGACGUGUCCAGAGUCACCAAGCUUCCGGCUCAUUGGUCCCCGGAAGAAGGUGCAGGGCUGCCGGUAGCCUGUGGGACAGCCUUGGCAGGGUUUCAAACAGCGGGAAUGUUGCCGGAAGACUUAUCCAUGCCCGACAAACCGCUCAUUUCGUCCCUUCUUGUGAUUGGAUCCAGUGGGGGAUGCGGACUCACGGCUCUACAGUUGGCCAAAGGCUUGACAAUUCCUCGUGUUAUUGGAAUUUGCUCUAGCAAAAAUGCCGACUUGUGCCGAACGCACGGGGCCACGGAGAUUGUGCCCUAUGAUGACCAGGAUCAAAUGGACACCUUCUUGAAGGAGAAUGCUGGCAAAGUAGAUGUCAUCUACGAUGCAGCAUCUGCCAGUGGCGGCGUUGGAGAAGAUUAUUGCGACAAUCCACUUGUAUUGGCACUGCUUUCCAACGAGGCAAAUACUGCUUCUCCCUACAUCCUGCUGAAUACUCCGAUUUUGAAGGGAGCCAAAAUGUUGGCUUUCGGGAACGUCCUUGGAUUCAAGCUUCAACAAAGCAUCGUAGUAGGUCCAAAAUUCCACGAUGCAGGACUACAGCUGGGUAUCGAGAUCCUGGAUAAGGCAGGGUUAAAGCCACUCAUCAACACUUCCCAGGGUUUGACCGAGACUUCAGUAGUGGAGGGCUACAAGAGUUUGAAAAGCCGAAGAACCAAAGGCAAAAUUGUCAUCUCCAUCUCGAGUCCAGAGUAACGGCAGUACUUUAGAAGGCAUUCUCUUUUGUUGGCGAAGUCCAGUGGCUGCCUUCCAGCUAACCAAUGAUAGACACAACCUCAGAUAGAUUUACUGUACGGUAGUAUUAUCUUAGAGCUAGCGACUUGAUCUAUGCUGCCAAAGCAAACAUCAUGCUAAUGCAUUGCAAUUUAUUUAUGCUCCUUCCUCUGGCA
Messenger RNA from Seminavis robusta, 1360 nucleotides. The record is from the annotation of a GenBank genome assembly. NCBI's taxonomy places the organism in Eukaryota, Bacillariophyta, Bacillariophyceae, Naviculales, Naviculaceae.